AUGGACGAGCUCUUUUGCGCCAAUUGGAACGCGAUCUGGCUGCCCACAGUACAUGUACUCAGAAGCUCAGCAAAGGAGCGCGUAAUCAUUGCCACGUGGUACAUCACGUACACGCUCAUCCAGUUCCUCAGCGCUGUUCUGCAAGCCGUCUCCGGCCUCAUUGGCCUCUUCGCCAACAGUUCAGUGCUCGUCAUCUUCCUCUUCUUCUUCUUGUUCGGACUGAGCGUCCUCUGCUUCGCCUUCUUCAUCAGUACCUUAUUCAGCAACGCUCGUACCGGCUCUUUCGUCGACUUCGAGACGUCGGGCAUUGGCGCCAAUUUCGGCAAUUUGGAUACGCUCAAUGUGAAUUUUCGACUAAGUACGGCCCUGCAGAUGUUCCUGUUCGACUGUGUGGUCUACACGCUGCUGGGUCUCUACUUUAAGAGAGUCAUCCCCAAGCAAUACGGCACCAGCCUCAAGUGCCGUUUUCUUCGUCUUUUUGGCACGGACGUAAAAAAUCCGAGCCUUUGA
Messenger RNA from Phytophthora infestans T30-4, 510 nucleotides. RefSeq lists its product as uncharacterized. The transcript has 2 exons. The coding region runs from base 1 to 510 and encodes 169 amino acids. Gene Ontology annotation, molecular function: ABC-type transporter activity; lipid carrier activity. Gene Ontology annotation, biological process: lipid transport; transmembrane transport. The record is from RefSeq and is a predicted model, not a curated record. Gene Ontology annotation, cellular component: membrane; intracellular membrane-bounded organelle. NCBI's taxonomy places the organism in Eukaryota, Oomycota, Peronosporomycetes, Peronosporales, Peronosporaceae.